AUGCCUCUCAAAGUGCUCAUCGUGGGCGCAGGCAUUGCCGGCCCAGCGCUUGCGUCGCUCUUGCAAGGUGCCGACCCGAGUCGCAACAUCACAGUCGUGGAGCGGUUCCCAUCACUGCGCACGGCUGGCCAGCAGAUUGAUUUGAAGAACCAGGCGGUCCCGAUCUUGAAGAAGAUGGGUCUCUUUGAGGCUGUCGCCGCACAGUGUGUCAAUGAAACAGGCGUGCAGAUUGUGGACGCACAAAAUCAGGUCAUCGCCCAGUUCGGGAUUAGUCCGUCCGGUCAGAGACGACGGACGUUGACUAGCGAACACGAGAUCAUGCGCGGCGACAUGGUCAGAGUGCUGUACGAAGCUAGUCUCAAGCAGGAUGCGAAACUGAAGCAAGAGCUCGGUGAUAACAAAGGAGCAUUGACGUACGAUUUCGGUAACUCGGUUGAAGGGCUCAGCCAGGACAGUGAGGGUGUGGAUGUGAAGUUCUCAGAUGGAAAGACCGGCCGAUAUGAUCUUGUCGUCGCAGCGGAUGGCCAAACAUCUCGGACCAGACGUCUUGCGUUUGGAGAAGCCGAAAACAAUGCAAGUUUCAAAUCAUUGGGGAUUCAUGCCGCCUAUUACAGUAUGCCGAGGGCUCAAGGAGAAGGGUCGCUUGCCAAGGCGUAUAUGGCGCUGGGGAGCAGGAUGAUUGUGACGAGGAACAGUGAGCAGCCAAUGACGCAGGUGUUGCUCUUCACUAUGAAGGACACCGAAAAGCUGGGAGCCAUUUACAAGGAAUCGCUAGAGAAGCAGAAGCAGGCAUUUGCCGAGAAUUACGAGGAUGCUGGCUGGGAAACAAGUCGACUCUUGAAUGGUAUGGACGCCGCAAAGGACUUCUACUGUCAUGAGAUGGGCCAGAUCAAGAUGCAGCAGCUGCAUAAGGGGCGAGUUGUUCUCGUUGGAGAUUCAGGUUACUGCCCGACACCGUUUACAGGCAUGGGAGUCACGGGCUGUCUCACCGGCGCAUACCUCCUAGCUGGUGAACUCUCAAGACAGGGCGAAGAUGUGGACAAGGCGCUUCAGUCAUACAAUGAAAUGAUGCGACAGCCUAUCGAUGAGUGCCAGCAAAUGUCAACAAGGUUGAUGGGAUUCGCUUUCCCCUCUUCGCGGUUGGGGCUCUGGAGCCUGCAAACUGUUCUGUGGGCCACUUCCAAGCUUGAGCCGUACGCUUAUCGAGGACGAACACAGGACGAUACGUUUUGGAGUCCACCAGAUUACCCUGAGCUGAAACUGAAGCCUGAAGCUGGACUCUGA
Molecule: messenger RNA, 1284 nt
Organism: Exophiala bonariae
Lineage: Eukaryota; Fungi; Ascomycota; Eurotiomycetes; Chaetothyriales; Herpotrichiellaceae
Exons: 1
Coding region: 1-1284 (427 amino acids)
Molecular function (GO): FAD binding
Source: RefSeq, a predicted model, not a curated record